AUGGGCUACCUGCUCUUUUACUCCCUCGUGCUUUCCGUAAUCAUCGCAGGAACGGCGCUCUAUAUCACUCGUUCAAGAUGGCUUCACCUACUGCCAGUCCCCGAUUACAUCUAUGAUCGCCUCCCGUCGAGUUUCACUGCCGAUCUCGAGGCCGGGAUGAGCUCCUCUCAAUUCGACAUUUCUGCCAAUGUCGCAGACGGAGACACUCGAGCGGGUCUGGAUCAAGCAGCCAAGCGAGAAAUCCAGAGAAUUAUGAAGACCCGGCGAGUGUCUUUCGAUGAAGCUCGCCGGAUCUAUACGGAACAACGGUUCGCAAGGAACAACAUUGGCCCCGAUGGUCGGCCGAGGGACCCUAAAUUUGUCUCCUUCUCAUAA
Molecule: messenger RNA, 375 nt
Organism: Penicillium oxalicum
Lineage: Eukaryota; Fungi; Ascomycota; Eurotiomycetes; Eurotiales; Aspergillaceae
Product: DUF2015 domain-containing protein
Exons: 2
Coding region: 1-375 (124 amino acids)
Source: RefSeq, a predicted model, not a curated record